AGUCUCACAAUAAAAUCAAAAUGGAUAAAUUGAACUUCUAUUCUUCUUUUUUCCUUAAUUUCUCACAUGUUGGAGCGACGAAAUAUCAUCACAAAGGAAUUAACGGUAACAAAUAAUAAAAGCGUUAUUAUAAAAGCUGCUUAGGCUUCCCGGCCUUUCAGGAAAUGUUAGUGCAUGUUUAUAAACUAAAAGACAGCUUUCUGACAAACUAAAUAACCUCUCAAACAUUUUAAGCCUCCACAUAAUGAAAAGGUGAUUUUCUUUCUCUUGAAACAAUCAGGCUAUAGUUUACAUUUUUGAUUUAAUCUAAAUACAGUCUUUUGAGUUUGUGAAAAAGACACGCCACUUCAAGCAUGGUGCAAUUCAAAGAGACACACCAACACCAUGCAGGUUUUUUAGAAGAAACGGGUUUUAAGUGGAGGAAAAGUCCGCGGAAUUCGUUUUUUAAGUGCUUUCAGUUGCUCUUUUAAGUAAACUGUUAAAUCAUUAACAAAUCUGUAUAAAUCUCCUUCCCGCCAGCAGCUCUCUGUGUUUCUCCUGCAGGCCUCAGAAACAUUUCCAUCUUUUCACAAACCUCUCUGCUCUGGUCUUGGGACCCGGACCCGGACACGGAGGCGGGGAAAGUGGGAGGGGCCUCUCGCGGUGGUCUCUGCGCUGAUUGGCUGCCCAAGCUGUCCGUCACCCAGGAGCUGCUCGCUGGUUGGCUGAGGGAGGCGGAUCCGCAGGUGUCCUCCGCUCAUAGAGGCGCGGGGCGGAGAGAAGGUGAUCAAUCUCAAUUUCGUCUCCAUUAGAAACAAGAAAAUCACCUAACACUCUGACAGACAGCGACAAGCCCCCUGAAAGCAAAUGAGUCUGAUUUAUUUGGCUGCAAAAACACCCGGAAACGCGUGCUGAUAUUUCUGCGUGUUUUUCUGUGUGAUGCUGCCCGGUUCCGCGCGCUGUUGUUUGUUUUUCAGCGAGUCUGUUUGAGUUCGUCAGACUUCCUCCUGCUGGAUAAUUUUACUGCUGCUCGCGUCUGGUGGCCCGGGAGCUCGGGAGAAGGGAAGAGGAGAAAAACAAGUUUCUUGGAUCGGUCCCCUGUCCCGUCAAGCUGCAGCAUCGGGGGAAACCGAACCACUGGCCGGAGCUGGGUGGAGCAGUGACCGCCUGUAGCAUGAUGUCCUACCUCAAACAGCCCCCCUACGGCGUCAACGGCCUGGGGCUCAGCGGCGCCAUGGACCUGCUGCACCCCUCCGUGGGCUACCCAUCGACUCCCAGGAAGCAGCGCAGGGAGCGGACCACCUUCACCCGCACUCAGCUCGACAUCCUGGAGUCUCUGUUCGGGAAGACCCGGUACCCGGACAUCUUCAUGCGGGAGGAGGUCGCCCUGAAGAUCAACCUGCCGGAGUCCAGAGUCCAGGUGUGGUUCAAGAACCGGAGGGCCAAGUGUCGCCAGCAGGCGCAGAGUGGCAACAAUGCAAAGGCCCGGCCUCCUAAGAAGAAGUCGUCUCCGGCCCGGGAGAGCACCGGCUCGGAGAGCAGCGGGCAGUUCACUCCGCCGGCCGUCUCCAGCACCGGCUCGUCCUCGUCCUCUUCCUCCUCCACCAAUCACACGGGCCCUGCGGCGCUCAGCAGCACCUCUACCUCCAUCAGCACCGUCUCCUCCAUCUGGAGCCCCGCCAUCUCCCCCGGAAAUGCUACGGCUCCUGCGGUGGCCCCGAUCCCCGAGCCCGGACCGCCGUCUAACGCCUCCUGUAUGCAGCGUUCGAUGUCAGGCUCCGCCGCCGCUGCCACCUCCUACCCCAUGUCCUACAACCAGACGCCGGGGUACGGGCAGGGCUACCCCACCCCGUCCAGCUCUUACUUCAGCGGGGUGGAUUGUGGCUCCUACCUGGCCCCCAUGCACUCCCACCACCACCCCCACCAGCUCAGCCCCAUGACGGCCUCCUCCAUGUCCGGCCACCCGCACCACCACAUCAGCCAGUCGUCGGGGCACCACCACCACCACCACCAGGCGUACGGAGGCUCCGGCCUGGCCUUCAACUCCUCCGACUGCCUGGAUUACAAAGAGCAGACUGCAGCCUCCUCGUGGAAGCUCAACUUUAACACCACAGACUGCUUGGACUACAAAGACCAGGCCUCCUGGAGGUUCCAAGUCUUGUGAUCGGGCUUUUUUUCUUUCUUCCUCCUCCAGCUCGUCAGCUUCUUUUAUUUUCCAGAUUAGCAUAUUGCUUGUUUUCAAAAGACAAAAAGAGUUUAUGAACCAUAAGAUAGCAGCAAUCGGACUUUGUUUUACCCUCGACGUCUUUUUAACAGCAGAAGAAAUGGAAGAGAACCAGUCCCUGGAAUGCUGAGGAGAGCAAACAUCAGGAGCCGUUUCCUGACGAUGAAGAAUGGGUUUUUAAAAGACGUUGAUUCUUGGAUGACUUUAUGAAACUGUUUUUGAAAACUACAAAAAAAGUCAUUUCAACCGAACACCUUUGACCACCAGCUCUCUGGAUGGGAGGAAUAUUUCCCCCUGGACAGGAACUCGCCCUCUUUACCUCCCAAUCAAAUCCUGUAAAGUUUUUAUUUCUGAAAUUUGUUAUUUUAGGAUGACAGAGAUUUUUAGUCAGCGACAUCGUGGAGCUGAAAUAUGUAAAUAUGUAUUUGGGUCAGUUACAGUGACCAUGUUUAGUUGGUGUUUUUUUUUCCGAAUUUGAAAUUGUUUAUUACCACUUUGGGAGAAAAAAAAGAUUAAAAAAAACCCUGUAUGUAAAUCUUUCCAAAUAUUCCAAAGAGAACAAAUUGGCCAUAAGGUUCAGCUUUUAUAUCCUAGGUUGUUUUACUCAGAAAAAAAAAUGUUUUGGCAAUUUGAAAUGUCUGGGGGUGGGGGGGGGGGUGGGAUACAACUCUAAAAUAUAGAUGCAGUUUGUUUUCCGGAUAUUAUUAUUCUAACCUCUACAUUUUCAAACCCGACCUCCUCUCUUGGGCAUUGUCGUGAUAUAUUGGACAUGUUUGAACCGCAGCACUUGGCUUGAAAUUGGAGUCAGAGCAUUUUUAUUUUUGGAGAGGAAAAUGUGGAUUUAUUAGCUCCAAAAUGACAGUAAGAUGUUGAAUGUAUCUUUAAGGCGAACCACCCUUACAUACAUGUUCAUCCAAUAAAGAUCCGUUAAGUCAUAUUUA
Gymnodraco acuticeps is the source of this 3144-nucleotide messenger RNA. RefSeq names its product orthodenticle homeobox 1 (gene otx1). NCBI's taxonomy places the organism in Eukaryota, Metazoa, Chordata, Actinopteri, Perciformes, Bathydraconidae. Gene Ontology annotation, molecular function: RNA polymerase II cis-regulatory region sequence-specific DNA binding; DNA-binding transcription factor activity, RNA polymerase II-specific. Gene Ontology annotation, cellular component: nucleus. The transcript has 4 exons. The record is from RefSeq and is a predicted model, not a curated record. Bases 1154 to 2143 code for a protein of 329 amino acids. Gene Ontology annotation, biological process: regulation of transcription by RNA polymerase II; multicellular organism development.